This is a messenger RNA of Chrysoperla carnea, 1202 nucleotides long. RefSeq lists its product as uncharacterized. NCBI's taxonomy places the organism in Eukaryota, Metazoa, Arthropoda, Insecta, Neuroptera, Chrysopidae. The record is from RefSeq and is a predicted model, not a curated record. The transcript has 2 exons. The coding region runs from base 121 to 1047 and encodes 308 amino acids.
GUAUUUUAUUUUCUUCAUGUUCGAUGUCGUAAACCAUUUUAGUUUUUACCUUAAAAAGUGAUAAUAAAGUUCGAGCGUCCUUUAUCUAAAUAAUAAUUAUAUUUACGUGAAACAGUAGAAAUGAGUAAACGACCAUAUACUGAUCAAUCAACUGUAAGUACAAUAAAAAUACGAAAAUUAGAAAAUGAUAACUAUCAAAUCGAUAAUCGUUCAACGUCCGAAUAUAACGUAAAAACUGAACCCGAAGAUGAUUACAACUCAUCAUAUUCGCACGAUAUGUAUAAUUCAGGUCAAUCCUACAUGGAAUACGAUCCAUUAGCACCAGAUUACAAUUCAUCAGCACAAAAUUCAUACAAUCCGUUACCAGAUACCAACGAUGGGGAAUUAGUCUGUACGCCAUCAUUCGAUGCAUUUGAUUCGAUAAUUCAAUCACAAGAAGAUGAAGACGAUAGUAAUGAACCAUUUUUAAAUUUACCGCUUGAAAUUAAAAUUAAUUCGAUUCAUAGUAUGGCAAAUCAAAAUUCAUCAUCGUUUCCCACACGAAGUACCGCUCAACCGGAAAUUCAAGACGCAAAUGGAUAUAUUGAUUCGAUUUAUGAAACAGAAAAUGGUGAUAAUCAAUCAGCUCAGGGCGCUAAACCAGUUAAGAAACGACGUGCUAUUCGUCAUCUCGUAUAUAUUUUUGCGGACGAUGGGAAUCGUUAUUUCCCGUGUCAUUGUUGUACGAGUGCUUUUAUUAAAAAAUACUUACUGAUUAAACAUAUUGUUACGAAGCACAAAGAUAUUAUUGUAUGUAAGCUUUGCGCGUGUAUUUUCACGCAACAAAUGCAAAAUUCGUAUCAGCAACAUAUGAAAGCGCAUAAUAUGCGUUUACCAACGCAAACAAAACAAUGUCCGUUAUGUCUAUUUUGGUUAACACCGAAAUGCUAUCAAGGGCAUUUAUCCAGUCAUAAUUUAUUACAGAAACAUAUUUGUCGACAAUGUCGACAAGAGUUCCCAUCAUUUUAUGUACGGGCUAAGCAUGUUUGUCCAAUGCGAAUUUAUUAAUGUUUUUUUCCUGGGAAUUUCGAGUGAACAUAAUGUUUGAAUAAUAUGUUUACAAUUCUUAUUUUCGAUAUCGAAUAUUUUAUGUAAAAAAAAAGUUCAUGAAUGGCCACAAACUGGGAAUAAUCGGUAAAAAAUGAUUGACCUUUAAUUUUUUG